Diaporthe batatas is the source of this 2088-nucleotide messenger RNA. RefSeq lists its product as uncharacterized. The coding region runs from base 1 to 2088 and encodes 695 amino acids. The record is from RefSeq and is a predicted model, not a curated record. The transcript is spliced from 3 exons. Lineage: Eukaryota; Fungi; Ascomycota; Sordariomycetes; Diaporthales; Diaporthaceae.
AUGGCCGAAGUACUCGGGAUCAUCGCCAGCAGCGUCCAAAUCGCAGGGCUCGCAGGACAGAUAGCCGGCAUUGGACUCAAGAUACGGGCACUGUACCAGGAGAUCCAAGGCGCACCCGAGGAGCUCGCUUUCCGCCUGCACGAGAUCCGCCUGCUUGCGGGUAUCCUCAGCCACUCGAACUCGGCCUCGCCGGAUGUCGCGAACUUCUGUGAACGCUGUCUCUCGGAGCUCAGUCUUGUCCUCCUGGAACUGGAGGCACAGGUCACGAAGUCCAGAGGGAUAAGACACAAGGUGGCGUCCACAAAAGUGGUAUUCAAGAAGCAGCUGAUACAGAAGCUCGACGACCGGCUCUGUAGGUCGGUCCAGUUGCUCCAGCUGGCUGCUAAUAGCCACAUGGCGUCGAGCUAUGGCUUGAUACUUCAAAAUCAGGACUUCAUGAUGUCUCUCCUGAAGACCCACUUCAGCCAAGCCGAUGGACCAGUCCGCGCAACGCCAUCGGCCACACUGAAACCAAGCUGUAUCGAUCCCCAAGGAGCCAUGACAAAAGGAAGCAAUAUUCGUACCCAUGGCGGCUCAACAAUCGUUCUAAAAGAUUCAAACAUGUGGAGUUUGAUGCAGACGGUCGAUAGAAGACCGAGGUGGACCUGGACAGUUGGCGUGCCAUUUGUGACAGGAACUCUUCAUUUCGAAAGCAACGACUGCCCAGAUCGGGAUCAUGAUUGCUCCGGCCCUGAUUGUACGGUGACUCAGCGUCGGAAUGAAAAUAUCUUUCGAGAUAUACGGGUCAGAUUCAAGUUUCCUCGUUGGAUGUCUAAUAAAAUGUUGGAGGUAAUUUCCUGCAGAUCGCGCAUCGGAUGGAAACAGUAUAUACGUAUGCGAAACGUUUUCCCACGGCUGGACAACACACCGGAUUCGCCAUUCUACCUAGCAUGCGAAGACAUAUUUUUUGAUGAUAUACAACUUUUGAGAGCCAGAAUUGAGAACCGAGAGGUGACUCCAUGGGAUGAGGACGAGAGGGGCGAAAUGAUGUGGGUAAGAUUACAGGAGAGUCAGAGCUGGCUCGUUCAUGAUAUUGUGGGAUCUGGACAUGUGUUCAUGAGACGUGCUGUCGAAGCGGAGCAGGGUAGGCAGGCCGAGCGUCGAAAACUCCUAGACCGACUUGAUGACGACAAUGGGCUCAAGUUCGCAUUGUUAAGUGGGUUCCAGGGAGCUUUCAAUGAGUUUCAAACUCUCAAGAGCUCAAUCUGGCCCGAUAAGAGCUUCUACCAUCCCGAUUUCUCGCAGCAAAGAAUGCAGUUUGCUAUUUCGAUAGCAUGUUCUGAAGAGCUGGAGGUCGAGCCGUCGGGACCAUCGAAGAUCCGAUCCAUCUUGGGAUUCAACACUGGGGAUUCUCAGCCUGUUAUAGACCUCAGUGUUUGUAACAGCAUGAGAAGGUCAAUCUUCCACGGCUUGGCCAGUAAGGUUGCGGCUACUUCAGAAUCCCAAAACUCCGCUGCCUGGCAUGGCCUUAUUUGCGAAGUCCUUGCACACGUGACGGACGUUAAGGACUUGAGCCGAGAGGGCGACCGAUCUUUCAGGAUCCCGUGUGAACAAAUCGAUCGGAAGACCGCAUACUCGUCACUGAUAUCAGAAAGCAUAUGUUGGCAAGCGGUUUGCACGGAUUUGCCGGGGCAUAGCCGGUCAAAGCCGCUAGGCGCAGUUACGUCUGCGUGUGAGAAAUCAAUCACGGCAUGGCUUGAGGAUCUCCACAAAAGCGGUAUCGACUUGGUAGAGUACGGAAGGAAUGAAGGGUAUCUGUGGUAUCUGUACCAGGGACAAGAGAGGAAAUGGGAAGGUUCCCAAAUUCCUCUCGUGAUCCCCAGUGUCAAUGCGCACUCGGGUCCCACGGGUCCUGUGCUGGAGGUGGAGGAUAAAUAUCGUCUGGUACGAUCACUUCGUCUGAUCAGGUUUCAGUAUGGCGAGCUCCCAAAGGAUUGGAAGUUUUGGUGGAAUGAACCCUCGGAUGAGUUUGCAGGGGAUUUCUGGCGUCUUGUUGAAAUUGAUAGCACAACAGCAAACAUGCGUGUGCCGGGGGCAUGGAUCGACUGA